CUCCGGGCCGUGUGAAUAUGUCAACAUGAUCAGAGGGGAGGGAGCAAGGCAGCGCCGGGGAGGGCGGCCGGGAGCACCCGCCUCUAGGGGGGGGUGCUGGGGGCCGCCUCGCCCCCCGGCCCCGGCGAGAUGGCAGCCUGGGCAUUUCCAGUGCGCUCUCCUCCGGCCGCCUUCCCCGGCCACUCGGCUGGCACCGGCGCCGAGAGGGUUACGCUCCCACACCCCUCCUCUUCCAUGAGGUGCGCGGGGAGGAGACGGGAAGUGCGGCUUUCCCUGCGCCCGGGCCGGGGCAGCGCCGGGGCGGGGAGGGGGGGCCCAUCCCCGGGUUACCCCCUUGCCCGGGCUCGCAUGGAACCAGCCACCCCCACCACACACACACCCCCGGGGAAGGCAUCACGCAGCCCACAACAAACGCCCGGCGGCUUCGAGAAGUUUGCGGCAAUUUGCCCCAACCGGGCCGCCGUUUUCUCCCGGGAACCAGGAGGUGCCCGCGGGCUCCCGCAGGACAAGCGCAGCCGCUCCCAGCCCCGCCGCGCCCCGGCCCCCGCGCCCGCCCCGCCGGUGCGCGCCGUCGGCGCCGCGGCAGAGGCCGGAGUCGCUGUCGCCCUCCGCGCCUGCCCCGCACCUUGCACCGCGCUCGGCACCCACCCGCGCAGCGGCCCGCGUAGGAAAAUAAAAUGUUUGCCGCUUAUGAUUUCCAAUUUCGGCGUCUGGCUAAUGGCGUGCAAACUUCCGCCAGUUCCGAGUGACCUCCCCGACGAAGCCCCCUGGAGACUCGUAUUAUGAAGGGAGGCUGCACUAAUCUAAGAUCAAAAGCGGGAAGGUGCGAACAGUCUUUGUCUCCCUUCGGCCGCCUCAUUCCCCCUUCUGUGUGUGAUAAAUCUACCCU
Molecule: messenger RNA, 889 nt
Organism: Chroicocephalus ridibundus (black-headed gull)
Lineage: Eukaryota; Metazoa; Chordata; Aves; Charadriiformes; Laridae
Exons: 3
Coding region: 130-786 (218 amino acids)
Source: RefSeq, a predicted model, not a curated record